AGGAUCACUUGGACAGCCAGCCAGUAGCAAACUGCUCUUUCCCAUUGCAAAAAUAGCAGAGCAGAGAUGGCACGUAGAACAAUUUUGUUGAGCUUAAUCCUUGGCUUGCUAGCAGCUGCCAAUGCGGUGCCCUUUGAUUUCUAUUACCUUAUUCUCAUGUGGCCUGGAGCAUACUGCGAGGACAGCGAUAACGGUUGCUGCGUGCCUAAGUACGGUUACCCAUCGGAGGAUUUCUUCGUCCGCAGCUUCAUAACCUUCGACUUGUCGAUCAACAAGGCCGUCGUGAGGUGCAAGAACGGCAGCCCCUUCGACUAUAACAAGCUAGACAAGAUUGAGAACAACCUGAACCACUACUGGAGCAACAUCAAGUGCCCUGCCACCGACGGAGUCAACACCUGGAAGAGCGCCUGGAACAGCUAUGGCGUCUGCUCGGGCCUCAAGCAGCUGGACUACUUCAAUGCCGCCCUCCAGCUCAGGAAGCAGGCCGACGUCCUCUCUGCUCUCUCCGACCAAGGCAUCAAGCCGGACUACAAGCUGUACAGCACGGAGAAAAUCAAGUGGGCGGUGAGCCAGAAGCUGGGCGUGACGCCGGGGGUGCAGUGCAGGGACGGACCGUUCGGCAAGAAGCAACUGAACGAGAUCUACCUCUGCGUCGACACGGACGCCAAGACCUUCAUCGAGUGCCCCAAGCUGCCGCCGGGGCUGCAGUGCCCCGCGGAGGUCGUCUUCCACCCCUACUUCAGCUGGAUGCUCAACACCACCUCCGCCUUCGACGCCAACAUCCUGCUGCCCACUGAAACCAUAUGAUGAUCGAGAGGAUCAGAGCGCCAGAAGCUUGCACUGCUUGCACACGCACGCAUGCUUGUAAGCGUUCUUGGAGUAAUCGUCGUAAGUACGUCCUGUCCUGAUGAAGGUUUGCUCCGUUCGACCAACGACCGUACCAGGCCGAGAGCACCGUGCCUAUUGCUCUCGGUGAAUAAAUCGUUGCAUAAUUGUUGUUGUCCUAAAUAAAUCAUCCCGCCUGUAUGCAUGGUUGCUACCUAUGUAAGAUCGUCAAUGCCGUGUCUGCUACAUGCAUAUGUAGUGUAAUAACUACUAAUUGAGGUGAAUGAAUAUGUGUCGGUGUCUUUGUGUCA
Messenger RNA from Phragmites australis (common reed), 1136 nucleotides. RefSeq names its product ribonuclease 3-like. The record is from RefSeq and is a predicted model, not a curated record. Gene Ontology annotation, cellular component: extracellular region. Gene Ontology annotation, biological process: RNA catabolic process. Lineage: Eukaryota; Viridiplantae; Streptophyta; Magnoliopsida; Poales; Poaceae. Gene Ontology annotation, molecular function: ribonuclease T2 activity; RNA binding. The transcript is spliced from 4 exons. The coding region runs from base 67 to 807 and encodes 246 amino acids.